Molecule: messenger RNA, 956 nt
Organism: Lotus japonicus
Lineage: Eukaryota; Viridiplantae; Streptophyta; Magnoliopsida; Fabales; Fabaceae
Exons: 5
Coding region: 147-827 (226 amino acids)
Molecular function (GO): protein binding; mRNA binding
Source: RefSeq, a predicted model, not a curated record
AGCCACAUAUACUCAACUCCAUGUCCCAUGUAAUCACACCAGGAACAACCUUAAUCUUUAUCCUCCCAUUCAAUCACCAGGACCACUAGGCCAAUCCAUAUGAGCAAAUAACUAGUUUUCAAUCACAGCUAACAAUUCUUGCACAAAUGGAAAGCAUUGUUGUACAAUCUCUCUCCCUUGCAAAAAUACCAAAGUCUCAAGCUUGCUCUGCUUCUGUGUUGAAUUCAUCUCACUCCAAUGCCACUUCAGUAACUUUCAGUUCAGUAACCCAUCAUCAUCUACCCAAGUGCUUUAUUUUUCGGCUACCAGGUGGUGUUAGACUGAAAGCAAAAGGAAAGGUGAACCUGGGAGCUAUAAAUGCCUCAGAGGCUGCAACCCCAACAACAGAAGCUGCAGAAAGAUGGCUUCUUGAACCAGUUGGAGAUGGUGACACAAGGCACAUAGGCUUCAAGGUCGAUAUGCCAGGUGCAUAUGAAAUUGCUUCUAGUGUAGUGACUGUUGGACGUGUUCCUGAGAAAGCUGAUCUGGUGAUCCCAGUUGCAACAGUGUCGGGUGUGCACGCACGCAUUCAGAAGAAACCAGGGAAACUUCUUGUUACAGAUUUGGAUAGCACCAAUGGGACGUUCAUUGAUGACAAGCGGCUGAGACCUGGAGUAAUUUCACCUGUAUCUUCUGGGAGUCUUGUUACAUUUGGAGACACCCAUUUGGCCAUGUUCCGAGUAUCAAAGGUUGGAGAUGUGAAGGCUGCUGACAGUGAUACAGCAGAAGAAACUGAAGGUGAACUAGACCCUGAUAACAAAUCUGAUGAUAAUACUGAAACAAGUUGAAAUUCUAGUUGUAGAGUGCACACUUUGUUUUUGUAUAGUUAAAAUUAACAAAUGAAAUUUUCGGCUUUGAUCAUUUGAAAACAUUUAUGUAUAAUGCAAACUUUGUUUUGCAAUGCCAUUUUGCUAUAA